AUGAAUGAUAGUUUAAAAUUUAGAAAUAUAUUAGUAAAUAUGGAUUACAAUAAAAGAGAAUUUAAAAAUUUAUUAAAUUCAAAUUAUAAAAAAAUAAAAUUAGAUAAUAAUAAUAAUAAUAAUAAUAAUGAUACUAUAACCAUACCAAAUUAUAUUUAUAAUAAUAUUAUUGAAUCAAUAGUUAAUUAUUUAUUAUUAAAUAAAAAAAAUAAUAUUAAUAAUUGUAAUAAUAAUAUUAAUAAUUGUAAUAAUAAUAAUAAUAAUAAUAAUAAUAAUAAUAAUAAUAAUAAUAAUAAUAAUAAUAAAUAUUAUGAAAUUAAAAACUACUAUUAUUAUAUAAAUGAAAUUAUAAAAUUAUCAUUAGUAUCAAAGGAAUGGUAUAAAAUCAUAUCAAAUUUAAUAACCAAUAAUAUCAUUGACAAUAAUAGAAUAGAAUAUUGGUUCAAUGAACCAUUAUUACCAACUAUUUCACCACCACCACCACAACCAGAUACUAUUUCAUAUAAUUUUAGAAAGAAAUAUUCAGAAAGCAGUGAAAUUAAAUUAAAUUUUAAAAUGAAUAUAAAUAAGGAAUAUUCAAUUAUUAAAAUUAAUAAUACUAAUAAUAGUAAUAAUGAUAAUAAUAUUAUAAAAGAUUAUUUUAAACAACAAGUAUUAUGUUUAAAUAAAUUAACAUAUGAAGAAUUAGAAGAAAUUUCCAAAUUAAAGAUGAAUAAUAGUUUAAAAUUUAGAAAGAUAUUAGUAAAUAUGGAUUAUAAUAAAACAGAAUUUAAAAAUUUAUUAAAUUCAAAUUAUAAAAAAAUAAACAGUUCAUUUGAUUUAUCAAAUCUACCUUCAUCCAAUAAUAAUAUAAAUAAUAAUAAUAAUAAUAAUAAUAAUUGUAAAGUUGAUAUUACUCUUCAUAAUUUCUCAUUAUUAAAUGAUAAUAUUGAUAUUAGUAGUAGUAAUGAUAAUAAUGAUGAUAAAAUAGAAUCAAAAUUAUAUAUAAAUAAUAUUAGUUAUUUCGGAACAAAUAAUUGUGAUAAGAUAUUCAAUAUAUUAAAUCAUAUUAAAUCAAAGAAUAUUAAAUAUAUAAAUAAUGAUAAUGAUGACGAUAUUAUUCAUAUGGAUUUUUCAGGACUGUUUAAUCAAGAUAUUAAUGGACAAGUUGAAUCAAUUAAAAUUUAUUCAGAUUUCGUUGAACCCUAUCAUCUAUUAAAUGUUAAUCAAUUAAAUAAUUUACAUACACUUUCAAUACCAAUUCAAUUUCAUGAAAUCAUUGAAAUUAUGUUAGGAAAUGAUGAAUCACAAUGUAGAAAUGAUGAAUUUCUAUCACAAUUUAGAAAUGAUAUUAUCAAUCAUUGGGAACUAAUGAUUGAAUCAUUAAGUACUUGUAAAUUAUUAAAAAAUUUAACAAUUUCAAAAGCAUGUCCAUAUACACGUUGUAUUUAUAACCAUUUUAGUGAUGAUGAUGAAUUUAAUUAUUAUGAUAGUAGUUAUAGUGAAAAUAAUAGUUUUUACAAUCAUGAUGAUAAUGAUGACAAUGAUGAUGAUGAUGAUGAAGAUGAUGAAGAAGAUGAUGAUGAUGAGGAUCAUGAGGAUCAUGAUGAUACAAAAAAGAUUUUAAAUUAUUUAAAAAUGUUUUCAAAUGGUAUUAAAUCAUUAUUAUCUUCAUCCUCUUCAUCAUUGGAAUAUUUUAAAAUCAAGAAUGGUGGUAUGGUAAUUUGUAAUGAUUUAUUCUCUGAAUUAUCUAAUAAUAAAUCAAUUAAAACUUUAGUAUUGGAUGACAAUUUUAAAACAUUUGAUGAUGGCGGUGGUAGUGGUAGUGGUAAUGAUCAUAGUAAAUUCAAAGAUCAAGAAUUCUUUAAAAAGUUUUAUUUUAAUACUAUUCAAUAUUUAUUUGAAAAUAUAUUCAAUUCAACAAGUUCAAAUAUUAGACAUUUUAAAUUCUCUUCAACAUAUUCAAAUUCAUUACAACCAAUAUUUAAAUCAAUUUUAAAUAAUUUAAAUACAAUUCAAUUAUAUUCAAUAACAAUAAAAAUUACUCAAGAUAUUUUAGAAUCAACUUUAGAUGAAAUUAUUAAUCUUUCAAAUAAAUUCAAUCAAAAUCAAAAUCAAAAUCAACAACCACCACAAUUUAAAAAUUUAAAUGAAUUUAAAAUUUAUGUAAUUAAAAAAUCAAAAAUUGAUAAAACAAAACAAUAUCAAUCAUUAUUAAAUGAUAAAAUUAAUAAUGGUUGUCAUUUUUCAAUUUCCGUCAAACAUUAUUUUGAUAGAUAA
Messenger RNA from Dictyostelium discoideum AX4, 2259 nucleotides. RefSeq lists its product as hypothetical. The record is from RefSeq and is a predicted model, not a curated record. Bases 1 to 2259 code for a protein of 752 amino acids. Lineage: Eukaryota; Evosea; Eumycetozoa; Dictyosteliales; Dictyosteliaceae. The transcript has a single exon.